AUGGCUCCAGCUGGCCGGUACUGGUCCCUCUGCUACAGUGAGGACGGGGUUAGAAGUCAGGGGCCAGGCUUUUCCGCUGACCACACCUUCCCCGAUCAGCAGGGUGAGGAGAGGAAUUGGAACCGGAGGGCCCGCAGAGUCCUUGGGUCAGUGGAGGGCGGUGCCAGCCCGCGGCGGCAGCACUCCGGGGGCCUGUGGAGUCUGUAUGGCGGGCAGGGCUGCUGUGGGCGGGUGCGGUCCCGCAAGGUCACCAGGACCCCGCUCGGGUCCUUCUGCUCCGAAUUCAGAAGGCGCAAGCAUCUGCUGCCUGGAAGCUGCCCAGGCCUCCUGUCCUAUGGGAAAGGCGCCAACACCCACCCUUCCUGUGGUCCUCACUGCCUCCCUGAUGGGGGGUCUCCCAGCCCGCCCCCCCUCCCCCAGGGCUGCCAAGCACCGCCCCUGCCGCCCGGAGCUCCCGGCGGCUCGCAGGACACCUGCACGUCGUGCGGCGGCUUCCGGCGGCCAGAGGAGCUGGGCCGGGUGGACGGCGACUUCCUGGAGGCGGUGAAGCGGCACAUCUUGAACCGCCUGCAGAUGCGGGGCCGGCCCAACAUCACACACGCCGUGCCCAAGGCCGCCAUGGUCACGGCCCUGCGGAAGCUGCACGCGGGCAAGGUGCGCGAGGACGGCCGGGUGGAGAUCCCGCACCUCGACGGCCACGCCAGCCCGGGCGCCGACGGCCAGGAGCGCGUCUCCGAGAUCAUCAGCUUCGCGGAGACAGAUGGCCUGGCCUCCUCCCGGGUCCGCCUGUACUUCCUCAUCUCCAACGAGGGCAACCAGAACCUGUUCGUGGUGCAGGCCAGCCUGUGGCUCUACCUGAAGCUGCUGCCCUACGUGCCGGAGAAGGGCGGCCGGCGGAAGGUGCGGGUCAAGGUGUACUUCCGGGAGCAGGGCCCCGGCGAGCGCUGGGCCGCGGUGGAGAAGCGUGUGGACCUCAAGCGCAGCGGCUGGCACACCUUCCCGCUCACCGAGCCCAUCCAGGCCCUGUUCGCGCGGGGCGAGCGGCGGCUCAGCCUGGACGUGCAGUGCGACGGCUGCCGGGAGCUGGCCGUGGCGCCCGUGUUCGUGCACCCGGGCGAGGAGUCGCACCGGCCCUUCGUGGUGGUGCAGGCGCGGCUGGGCGACAGCCGGCACCGCAUCCGCAAGCGGGGCCUGGAGUGCGACGGCCGGACCAACCUGUGCUGCCGGCAGCAGUUCUUCAUCGACUUCCGCCUCAUCGGCUGGAACGACUGGAUCAUUGCGCCCACCGGCUACUACGGGAACUACUGCGAGGGCAGCUGCCCGGCCUACCUGGCGGGGGUGCCCGGCUCCGCCUCGUCCUUCCACACGGCCGUGGUGAACCAGUACCGCAUGCGGGGGCUGAACCCGGGCACCGUGAGCUCCUGCUGCAUCCCCACCAAGCUGAGCACCAUGUCCAUGCUCUACUUCGACGACGAGUACAACAUCGUCAAGCGGGACGUGCCGAACAUGAUCGUGGAGGAGUGCGGCUGCGCCUGAGGGCGGUGCUCGGGCGGUCCCGCGGCGGGGGGCGCGCUGUGCGCGGCAGGGGGGGGCCGUGGUGGUGCCGCCGGGCUGCCCGGGAGGUGCCCGGGGGAGGCCUGAGGUAUUUUCCUACUUCUUCAUCCAGCCAUCAGUCAAAAGCGGAGGGAGAACCCUCCACGGACACGGCGGACCCGACAGUGCGCACGUGGGGUGGGCGCGCACAGCCGGUGGCACCGUGCCACCCACACAGCAGCCUCCGCGAUAGCAGCGAAGGGAUGCGGUGACAAAGGGCAGCUCAGCCCCAAACGCCUGUCACCCGGAGAGUGGGGUGAGCAGCCACCAUCCCCACCAGCUGGCCUGGCCACUCUGAAUCGCGCCUUCCGAGCACACAGAAGAGCACAAAGACAGAGACACAGAGAGAGAGAGGGAGGGAG
Messenger RNA from Lipotes vexillifer (Yangtze River dolphin), 1955 nucleotides. RefSeq names its product inhibin subunit beta B (gene INHBB). NCBI's taxonomy places the organism in Eukaryota, Metazoa, Chordata, Mammalia, Artiodactyla, Lipotidae. Gene Ontology annotation, molecular function: growth factor activity; cytokine activity. The record is from RefSeq and is a predicted model, not a curated record. The coding region runs from base 1 to 1536 and encodes 511 amino acids. Gene Ontology annotation, cellular component: extracellular region. The transcript is spliced from 7 exons.